CUUUAUUCUCCGCUUAAAAUUUAUCAAUUAUCCAUGACAUAUAUUCGAAAUUAAUCUAAUGAACAAUUUGCCUUCUUCUCUUUGUUCCCCUUCCCAGCCAACUCGGACCCAUUGCUGGUCAGUGAUUUACAAAUCCGGUAAAAGAAGCACCGAUAGCAUCUAAAUUUUAAGUGGCUUUUAGUUAAUUUCCAUAACAACAAUCUUGCCAACAUAUAAAGCAAAGCAAACAUGUAGACUAAAUCAGUUCGAACGAUGGAUCACCGUACACUAAUUAUACUCCUCUCCUUAAACCUCUUAACUGCUUCCGUUCCUGUGAAGCGAGGAGCCAAAGCCACUUGUAACUCUUGCCAUGCCACCGAAGAUGGAAAAAUAAACAUCCACUUGGUGCCGCAUUCGCACGACGAUGUCGGCUGGCUUAAGACGGUAGACCAAUACUAUUACGGAUCUGGAGUUGCCAACACGCAGCAAGACGCAGGUGUGCAGUAUAUAAUCGCCUCGGCUGUUGAAGCUCUGAAAAGCCAUCCGGAGCGAAGGUUUAUUCAAGUCGAGACGGCUUUCUUCUGGAAAUGGUGGCAAAACCAAAACGAUCGAGUCAAGCAGGACGUGGUUGAUUUGGUUAAUAAUGGCCAAUUGGAGAUUAUUAAUGGGGCUUGGUCCAUGAACGAUGAGGCGGCGUCUCAUUAUCACUCAACCAUAGAUCAGUACACUUGGGGCUUCCGGAUUCUGAAUGAGACUCUAGGUGAAUGUGCAAGGCCGAAAUUCGGCUGGCAAAUUGAUCCGUUUGGACACAGCAGGGAACAAGCCUCGAUUCUUGCCCAGCUUGGCUUUCAAGGUCUGGUUGUUGGACGAAUUGAUUACAGAGAUAAGGAAAAGAGGAGAGAGAAUGGCAAUUUGGAUUUACUUUGGCACGCAAGUGCCAAUUUAGAAAAUUCGGAAAUAUUUACAACAAUGUUCCCUGACCUCUACGUCUCCGAAUCCGGCUUUUGCUUCGACAUAAUUUGCUCCGACCGUAGCAUAAUCGACGACGAAGAAAGUCCCGAAUACAACUUGAAAGAAAAAGUUGAACAGUUUGCCCAAAAAAUGGACACUUAUGUAAACUACUACUCAACAUCAAACCUCCUCAUUCCGAUGGGUGGAGAUUUCCACUAUCAAGCAGCAGAAAUUAACUUUUCAAACUUAGAUAAGCUUAUCAAAGGAUUCAAAAACCACAAAAAAUACAACGUUUUCUAUUCAACUCCGUCGUGUUACAUCGAAGCCGUUAACAAAGAACUCAUCAAAAAUUCCAAAGAACUGAUUGAAAAAACAGAUGAUUUUUUUCCAUACGCUUCUGAUAAUCAUUCGUUCUGGACUGGGUAUUUCACCUCAAGACCCACAUCCAAAAGAUACGAACGGCAAGCAAACAACGUGCUACAAAGUGCCAAACAACUUGCUGCCUUUUCAAAAGUCAAUGGACAAAAUUUUGACCAACAUCUGGUCGCUUUAAGGGCAGCUGUUGGAGUGAUGCAACACCAUGAUGCUAUUACAGGAACUGAAAAACAAGCAGUGGCUAAUGACUACGCCCGAAUUUUGACCAAAGCCUUGCGAGAGCUGGAAGCCCCAGUUGGUAUUAUUAUUGGGAACCUAUUACAGAAAAACUCCCCAGUUAGUUUAAACCUGACGACUUGUCUUUUGGCCAACGUGAGCAUUUGUCAAGAGUCACAACAAGACAAGUUUUUGGUAGUGGUCCAAAAUCCUUUGUCUCGAAUUGUAACUCAUUACGUACGACUUCCUGUUGAUGGUAAAAGUUACAAAAUAAUAGGUCCAGAAGGUGAAGAAACGUAUGAUAUUUUUGAUACAAUCCACAGUUUUGAUUACGUGGAAGAAGACACAAAACCAAGCUCAAACGAAUUGGUUUUUGCGGCCAAAAACUUACCUCCCCUUGGUCUUAAACUCUAUUACGUCCAAAAACUUAACACUACUACAACUAGUUACAAACCUUUCAAAGAAGUUAAGUCAGAUGAUGCGUACUUUGGAACUGAGACUAAUGGUUUCACCAUUGACACUGAAACCGGCAAACUUGUGUCAAUAACAAUCAGAGGCAAUAACUUGGAGUUGACACAAAAUUUUUUCUACUAUACUGGUUUCAAGGGCAGCAAUGGAGGUAGUGAAAAUCGGGCCUCUGGGGCCUAUAUUUUUAGACCAACUCAGACCGAAGCCCUACCUUUCACCACACAACCAAUCACUUUUAAAAGUGCCAGAGGAAGUCUGGUUGACCAAGUUAUCCAAAUCUAUAAUUACGAAUUGACUCAAAUUAUCCGAGUGUAUAAAGGGGCAGAAGAUGCUUAUGUUGAAUUCGAUUGGCUUGUGGGACACCUCCAAAAUGUUGAGCAAAAAGGCAAAGAAGUGAUUACACGAUUCACAGUUGAUAAUUUCACCAACUCUGGUGUUUUCUAUACCGAUUCCAAUGGACGUGAGCAAAUCAAACGAGAAUUGAACACGCGGAACGAUUACGAGUACGAUUUUAUGGAAGAACCAGUAGCUAGUAACUAUUAUCCUGUAACGUCCAAAAUCGUCAUCAAAGAUGAAAACAGGAGUUUGGAAGUUGCGGUUUUAAACGACCGUGCUCAAGGUGGUUCCAGUCUGAGCGACGGAAGUAUCGAAUUGAUGGUUCAUCGGAGUUGUUCACGUGAUGAUUCUUUCGGAGUUGAAGAAGUUUUAAAUGAGAGACAAUACGGACUUGGGAUUUACGUGCGAGGUCAACAUUUUCUCACUUUUGGGACGACAGAAUUUGAUGUUGAAAAUGGUACUUCAACACCGGCUUUUGAACGUGAUUUGGCACAAAAAAAAUUACUAGCGCCUUGGAUACUAGUGGCUGAUGCUAGUGAUGAAAAACUUGAUACGUUGGAAAAAGUACAAAAUUUGUUGCACUUCCAGUUUGAGGGUCUUACAAGACAGUUGCCUAAUAAUGUGCACAUUUUGACUUUUGAGCCUUGGAGAGACGACACUUACAUAUUACGCUUGGAACACUUUUUAGAAAAGGACGAAGAUGCGAAAUUAUCGCAAGCUGUUACUAUUGAUUUGGAGGGACUCUUUGCCAGUUUCAAUAUCAGUGACAUCGUUGAAACAACUCUGGGUGCUAAUCAAUUGUUGGAUGACUACAAUAAUGAAGAAAAACUAAUUUGGAAUGGCAUUGUUCGCACGCCUUUAGCUAAAUUGGAUCCGGAUAAUCUCUUACAAAUUGAAUUGGGUCCGAUGCAAAUUAGAACUUUUAUUGUGAAAGUUGCAAAAAAAUAACCAAUUUUAUUGUAUUUGAAAGUUUUCGAAUAAAUGCAUUGUUUUUCCUAAA
Messenger RNA from Tribolium castaneum (red flour beetle), 3325 nucleotides. Its product is annotated as lysosomal alpha-mannosidase. NCBI's taxonomy places the organism in Eukaryota, Metazoa, Arthropoda, Insecta, Coleoptera, Tenebrionidae. Gene Ontology annotation, biological process: mannose metabolic process. Gene Ontology annotation, cellular component: lysosome. The transcript has 13 exons. Gene Ontology annotation, molecular function: carbohydrate binding; alpha-mannosidase activity. The coding region runs from base 253 to 3273 and encodes 1006 amino acids. The record is from RefSeq and is a predicted model, not a curated record.